AUGCUCUGCUUCACAACAUUACACACCUCCCCUAACCUUUAUUCCAACAAGGUUGCCCCUGAAUUUCCAUUACUAAUAUUAAGAAUCUCAUCUUUAAUGGAAAUAACAAUUACAACUGAUAAUUCUAGUGGGCAAAACGAAAAGGCAUCGAUUUUGGGUUUCUGUAACACAUCUAAGGAAAUCUCAGUUGCAUCAAUGACGGAUGGACCAACAAGUAGUGGGUUAUUCCAGACCUCGAAGGAGGGAGAAGUGGCAGAUCUCGAAGGUGGGAGAAGUGGUGAUGGGGUCAGUGGCAACAGAUCGGCGGCAAAAGAGAAACCAGCAAUAAAAAGCCCCCAUUCAAACAGACUAUUGACGAUAUUAAACCUCGUCUCCGAAUACAACUACCAAGCAACUGGUAGCAAUGGAAGGAGGAGGAGGAGAUGAUAAUGGUGUUGUCACAAAC
Molecule: messenger RNA, 445 nt
Organism: Lactuca saligna
Lineage: Eukaryota; Viridiplantae; Streptophyta; Magnoliopsida; Asterales; Asteraceae
Source: the annotation of a GenBank genome assembly